Molecule: messenger RNA, 1527 nt
Organism: Capronia epimyces CBS 606.96
Lineage: Eukaryota; Fungi; Ascomycota; Eurotiomycetes; Chaetothyriales; Herpotrichiellaceae
Exons: 6
Coding region: 1-1527 (508 amino acids)
Biological process (GO): transmembrane transport
Cellular component (GO): membrane
Molecular function (GO): transmembrane transporter activity
Source: RefSeq, a predicted model, not a curated record
AUGCAUCCCCAGCUCCUGGCCGACGCCGGAGUCGACUACGGCACCAUCAAGACAGCCCAUUCAGCCUCGCGCUCAGUCGAUCGCGACGACCAAGAGGCUCAGGCUCAGGCUCAGGGACAUGCUGGUCUCAAUCUCGACCUGGAUGAUGCCGAGUUGGAGGCGUCGGGAUACCAUAGGGAAUUGCCGCGGCAGUUCUCUAUGCUUUCGCUGAUGGCAAUGGCGUAUGCGCUGCUCUGCACGUGGAACGGGUUUGGGAGUGCAUUUGGCGCCAGUCUCAAGCAAGCCUCGUCGGCCGGCAGCAUCUUCACCCUCCUCCCGGCAGCGCUCUUCAUCGGCGUGGUAUCGCUGGGCAUGGCCGAGUUGACAUCAGCCUUCCCCGUGGCGGGAGGGCAAUAUUACUGGACAUACUUGGUCUCGCGGGCGAAAUGGGCGCCCAUCGCGUCAUAUUUUACGGCCAUGAUCAGCGUGAUUGGAUGCUGGCUGGGAGGCGCGGCGACGUGCAACUUCAUAGCGGGCAUGAUUCUGUCCAUUGCCGAGUUCACGGUGCCGGACUUCCAGAUCGAGGCCUGGCACAAGUACGUGGUCUAUGUGACGGUGAUUUGGGCCGCCGUGGCAAUCAAUGUCUUGGCAUCACAGGGCCUGCCGGCCUUGAACAAGUUUAUCUUCUACUUCUCCUUGAUCACGUUCAUGGUGACCAUGACGGUGAUGCUCGCCUGCUCGUAUCCGCACUACCGAUCCGCCCGCGACGUCUUCACCGACGACACGGUGCACAGCGGCUGGCACAACCGCGGGCUGGCGUGGACGCUCUGCUUCGUCAAUUCGCUGUACGGAUUCCUCGGGACCGAUGCCGGAGUGCACAUGGUGGAGGAAAUGCCUGAUCCAUCGGUCAACGGGCCCAAAGUGAUUCUCUAUCCCAUCAUACUCGGCCUAGCCACUGUCUUGCCCUUCGCCUCAGUAUGCAUGUUUGUGGUCAAAGACAUGGACGAGGUCCUACACUCGCCCAGCGGCCUGCCCCUGAUCCAGCUGUACUACCAAGCCACCGACAGCCAAGCCGGCACCGUGGCGCUGAUGGUCGCCUUCACCGUCUGUUUCUUCGCCUGUGCCGCGGCCAACGUGACGGGCUCGUCGCGUCAGGUCUGGUCGGCCGCUCGUGACGAAUGUUUCCCGCGCUCCGACCUGUGGAAGAAGAUCGACCCGACAUACCAGAUGCCGCUGAAUGCGGUGUUGUUGCAGGGAUGUUUUGGCACGAUCUACGGCCUUCUCUUCUUCGGCUCCCCAACCGCCUUCGCCUCCAUGGUCAGCGCAUCCAUCAUCUUCAUCGUCGGCUCCUACGUCGUUCCUCAGACCAUGCUCCUAUUCCGACCCAAAUCCCGCGCUCAACUCCUGCCGGCCCGUGCCUUCGAUCUCGGCCGCUGGGGUUAUCCCGUCAACCUCGUGUCGACUGUCUGUACGGCCUUCUUGCUCGUCGCCUGCUGCAUCCCGACAGAAUAUCCUAUUACCGUGGCGAACAUGAACUAUAAUAGGUGA